Messenger RNA from Clarias gariepinus (North African catfish), 7746 nucleotides. RefSeq names its product membrane-associated guanylate kinase, WW and PDZ domain-containing protein 2 (gene magixb). Gene Ontology annotation, biological process: signal transduction. Gene Ontology annotation, cellular component: cytoplasm. The record is from RefSeq and is a predicted model, not a curated record. Gene Ontology annotation, molecular function: protein binding. The coding region runs from base 1 to 4266 and encodes 1421 amino acids. Lineage: Eukaryota; Metazoa; Chordata; Actinopteri; Siluriformes; Clariidae. The transcript is spliced from 17 exons.
AUGUACAUAGACGCGUUUAAACGCCUCCUCUCUCAGAGGCUGAACUGCCUCAGGAGAACGUGUGUGUGUCGGCGACAAUGCGGUUCAAUUGCUAUGGCUAAGGUGGUCGUGAAGAAGCUGCACUGGCGAUCGAAGGUGCAGGAGAGCUUCGUUCCUCUGUUGGGAAGCUCGGGAGAACUGGGUGUGGCCAUCGGUGGUGGCGCAGAUUAUGGCGAGUUUCCGUUCGUCACAGCUGCGCCAGGAGGUGGGAUCACAGUCGGCGAUAUCAUUUUGGAAAUCGGAGGGACGCCUGUCCUGGGGAUGACCUUAGGUGACGUACGUGGCGUGCUCAACUCCUGCCCCCAUCCUGUUCGCAUCAAGACUGUUACACCAGACUUAACACUGUGCAAGGAUCUGAGGUUGUAUCUGAGUAAAUGUUUCACACCUGGUUGCAUGGACAGUCAGCUUCAACAAGUCAUACGGGAAAAUCUCUAUCUGCGUGCUGUACCAUGUACGACGAGACAGCCUCGGGAUGGCGAGAUCUCAGGAGUGGAUUAUAACUUUGUGUCUGUUGAAGAAUUCUUCUCUCUAGAGGAGUCAGGAGCUCUGCUGGAGAGCGGCAAAUUCAAAGGGAACUACUACGGAACCCCUCGACCAAUCCACAUCGGUCCUGACAGCCCCCCCAUCACCUACCAGGAGCACCGCAAGCUUCUAAGGAACUUCCGCACUCGCAGCAAAUCCCUCAGUAACUUGGAGAAAGCAGUAGAGGAAGGGUACAACAGUGAGGGAGACUCUGGGCUAUCAGGUGGCUCGGGAGGUGCCAGCAGCGUCCCCGCCCCAACAUCAUCCCCCAGCCAGUCUCGCGACUCCAGCGGAGGGGACGGCAGUGCCUUCGAGAACGGGAGCAGGCACAGAAGAGGACAAGAGAGGGCUGGGCUUGAAACCUGGGAAAUGACCUACAGUGACUCAGGGGAACCAUACUACGCAGAUCAUCAGCCAAAACCAGCCUACUGGCAAGGCCGACGCGCUUUGAGCCGAGAGUCAGUUUUCAUGACUGAGUUGGGUGAGUUCACAGAUCAGCCGAGUGAGUUGAGAGGAUAUUCUAUCCACACUCGGGUGUGUAAAGGACCCCAGGGCUUUGGUUUUAACAUUACUGGUGGCAGCCGGCCUCGGGAGUUCUUACAGAUAUACAGCAUCAUACCGGGAGGGCCAUCAACUCUUAACACUGGGGAUAUCCUGAUGUACAUCAACGACACCUGUGUACUGGGCACCUCUUAUAAAGAAGUGGUGGAAAUGCUGAAGAUUGUUCCUGUGGGCCAAAGCGUGGACAUGGUGGUCCGUAGAGGCUACCCUCUGCUCUAUGACCCUGAUGGCAGCCCUCGACUGUCUCGUGAGACUGCCUCCCACCGGUCACCUCUUCCAACCAUCACCCAGCCGAAAGCCCAGGCCCUGCUCCCACAAUCCCCGGCAGUCCUUAAUAACUCUGGGCUUAUGUACAGUGCGGAGGCGGGUUAUCCUAGAGCCUACGAAAGACGUGCGUCCAGGUUUAGCCUGGAUGCCAAUGGAAAUUCUUCACAUUAUUCACCACCUCCGAGAGCACCAUCUUCUUCCCGACACUCCAGUGAGGGAGAGAGCGACAUUCUGCGGCCACAACAUUCUCAACGAAGGAUCAGGCAGCUGCAGAGUACAACUCUGGCCAGCCAGAGUGACAGUGAAGUGGUUUCAGCUAUAGGAUCACAUAGAGCAUCCUUUAUCCGAAACCACAACAACAACUCGCCCUACCCACCAUCACCUUCGCGAUUUUACUCUACCAAGUCCUCAGAGAGUGACCUUUCCUCCUACGCCCCAAGCCCACCUCUUUCCCGUUUGCCCCUCCCCCAAACAGAAUCUGGCCAUGCCUCUGCCUCCUCCUCCCCUGGUGGAGUACGAAGAUACUCACACUUUCAAAAUGGCCCACGCCCUCUACUUACCCCUCCCACCAGCGUACACUCUGAUGGUCCGUACUUCACUUUCAACAGCGCCAACAGCAGCAAUCCGAGCAGCACCGUCCUAUCACCAGGGCGUAUGAGCAACGGCGGGGACAGGGAGCUGGUACCCAUCGCCCUGGCAAAGUGCAAACAAGAUGGGAGUCUGGGAUUCAGCUUGAUGGCAGGUGAACAUGGAGGCAGGACGGCAGUAGUGAAGAGAGUGUGGGACUGGCAGCAGUGUAACAGCCUCCAACCCGGAGACGCCAUCAUGAAGAUCAAUGGAGCUGAUGUGCAGAACCUCAACUUCAUUCAGGUUCAUCGUAUUUUGGAAGAGCACACCAAAAGCGGAGAAGUCAUUCUGCUAGUCCAGAGGAGAGGUGCUGUAUAUUCUUCCGUCUCUCCAAAGCCUAGGCGUCAACACAGCCCCAUCCUGCCACGCCCUGCCUCUGCCUCUCAGAUCCCUCUUACUCAUACGCCACCGCUGCUGCGGAAGUCCCUUACUCCGCCCCCUCAAUCCUUGGUGCGCUCUUCACUGGUCCAGAGCACCAGCUUCUUGGACGCUGUACCUGUCACACUCACACUGGAGCCUCGUGAUUGGAUGAGCAGUGAGGAGGGCGGGACUACACUUAAUCCCAGAUUGAAGACCGAAGAGAAGAGCCGGCCACCUGUGCCACAGGGAUUCGAGGUGGAGCUGAAGAGGAGGCCAGGGGAGGGAUUCGGAUUUGUGAUCGCAUCACAGGACAUGGAGAACGGCAGAGCGGCAUCUCUGCUGCCCCACCGGUUUGUGACAGUACGUCGGGGCAGUCCUGCAGCGCGAAGUGGUCUGAUUCGGCCCGGGGAUCGGUUGGAGUCCGUAGAGGGACGGAGUGUGGUCAAUGUGCCCCACAGAGAGCUGGCACAGAUUCUGCGCAGAGCGGGCAACACAUUGCGUCUGACCGUAGUCCCUCGCUCCAGCGCCCAUUCAUCUGAGCACACAGAAAGUGAUCCCCAUCACAAAAGCAGAAAGCCUCACAGGUCCAAACCAAAGGACACAUCACGGUACUACAGUGUAGAGCUGGAGAGAGGCUCCACUGGUUUUGGGUUUAGUCUAAGAGGAGGGAGUGAAUAUAACAUGGAUCUUUAUGUUCUGGGCCUUAUGGAAGGAGGACCAGCCUCGAGCAGCCACAAGAUGCAGGUGAGCGACCAGUUAGUGGAGAUCAAUGGACACAGCACAGCUGGAAUGAGCCACAGUCAGGCAGUGGAGCAAAUCAGGACCUCAGGCCAUAAGAUCCAUCUUGUCCUAAAAAAAGGCAACGGAUAUGUUCCUGACUACGGCCAUGAUGAAGGAGCAGCCCUCUCCUCCCUGCCCUCAGCCCUGCAGCCGCAUCUGGCUGCAGUAAAUCACCAUCACCACCGUCUGAAAUCCACAUCCAGCCCUCCAAGAACAGGAAGGGCCCCCGGACAGAUAAAAGGGACAGAGCAUAUGGGCUGGGAGGAGAACUCCAAACAAACACAAGUCACAAGUCACAGGUCAAAGGACAGGAGGAGAAGGAGGAGACUAAGCUCCCACAGUUUACCCAGAAACAUGCACGAAAGCCACAGCGAUGGAGACGAUAUCAGUGAACCAGCGCCAAGAGGACGGCAUAGGCAGAGAGAGACAAAAGGGUAUACAGAGAGGAGGAGUAAAAGUGAGGAAAGAAGGAGGCAACCAAAUGAGAGAGAGGAAGAGACUCAGGGAGAGGAAAAGCAGCAAGAAAGAGAGCGGGAGAGAAAAUCAAUGGGCGUGUCUAAUCCUAAUCAGAAGUAUGCAGAGAUUAGUCAGAAAAGGAAUGAGGAGGAAGAAGUGAAGUUAGAAAGAAAGGAGUGGGGAGAAGUGGAAAACAGCAACAAUUUGACUGGUGGAAAGCACAAGGACGGGAGAGACGGUCCGGAGUUAGCAGGCCAGUCAAAAAGUAAGAGAGAGCAAAUUCUGACAAAUAUUUUGGGGAAAGAGAGAUCACGGCGAUGGGAAGUCGACACUCGAUCCUACGUUGGCAUGCAUUUGCCCAGGAAAGAACAGAUUCAUUCCAGCCACCUCUCUGCCCAUCAGUCUCCGUUCUCCUUUCUCAUCUCCCAGCACACAGAGCCAGAAUCUCAAGUAACCGCGACGAAUGCCAGUGGUUCAGCCGCCAGCGUCCCUAAGUUUUCUAACUACGAAAGGUACCGUUCAGAAGCCAUAAGCAGCAUAGCUCCGGAUCCCUGGUUCAAAUCCGGUCUGCACACGCUCAGUAGAGAAAUUGAAAGAAACAGACUGACAGGAAAAGAAAAGGAGCAAGCAGUGAGAGAGAAUUCAAUCACCUGACAGGUUUUUCCAGGAAAUCCUUUUACAAUUCGAAACAGGUUCUUCUUAGGUUAAGUAUCUGUGUGGGCCAUAUUAAUAUUUCACUAUCCAAACACUUUUGGAGACUACAGCCAUACUGUGGUCCAUAUACCAAUUCUAAAUAAGAAGAAUAAAAAGUGUUGAUGUAACAUAUUUGUAAGGACGAGGUUUUCUGUCCUGCCACUUUCUGUCUCUUGCUUUCCUUUCUCAGUUGAAUGCUUGAGGGACGUUAUUCUGUGUUUUUUGUUAUACUUUGUGUUGCCUGUUAUGUUAUUAGAUCUGGGCUAACUAAAAACUUUGCUCUUUUCUCUCUGUCUUUAAUUGUCUGCCUUUUUUUCUGUAGCUUGUUAUAUAGACGGGAAGACUGAUGGAAUAAGGUUAUAGUUUUGUCUAUAUCCUGUUUGAGCCCCUAUAUUUGGGGCACACAUGAAGCAAUAAAAUGCCACAAGCCAAGAUUUUCGAUAUGCAAAAAAAAAUUUAAAGAUGAGUAAUAUGUAUUAUGUAUGUUAGACAUUUUCCAUCAUAAAUCAUAUGUAUGUGGCAUAUUAUGUGUGGCAUUUCAGGGUGUGCUGUUGUAGAAAAGUCCUUUAAACAUGGGUGAUGUGAUAUAGAGAGACACAAAGCGACAGUUACAAUGGUUACCAUUAAUAACCAGAAUUAGUUGAUUACUUUUCUCUAACAGCAUGAUUAUUUUAUUGCUCUUAUACCACAGCAUUUCCAACAAUUACAAUUACAAUUAUUGCAAAUUUUAUUCUACGUUUAAUGUUAUGAAAUGUACACGAGACAAAUAAAGGGUCAGUGCCUAAUUAACCUUUGACAUUAAGCUUUGACACUGGAGACUUCUUCUAUUAAAUGAAUACAAGGGGCGUUCAAGUCAAACCAAGACUUUUGUUUUUGCAGAAUAACAGAACACAGUUAUAAGUGUAAAAACUACCUUUAUUUCUCUAUAUAACCCCCUGCUACCCAUCCCAGCAUUUCACUAGUGCUUGGCUAACAUUAGGUAAAAUGUUCAAAACGCCAGAGCCAAGAUCAGACUGCCUGCUUCCCAUCUAAAACGUUGCUACAGUAUCCCUAGAACUUCUCUAAUGGCUUAAAAAUUUAGAAAUGGCUUGGAGCGAGGUCAGGACUGUACAGGGAUGUGGCAAUAACUCCCAGCUAAGUUCCUGUUCGUGAAUAAUUGAUCGGGAUCGUACAGUUCCUACAAACAGUUCCUACAAACUGCCUCGAGUUAUUCGUCAAUUUUGAAGGAACAGGCUUUUGCCACAUCAUUCACGAAAAAUUUAAUAAUAAAUCCUGGUUUGACUUGAACGCCCUUUGUAAAUAUCUCUUGUGUCAUGCCAACAGUAAAGCAUCCUGAGACUAUUCAUAGCUGCUUCUCAGCCAAAGGAGAAGACUUACAAUUUCGCCUAGAAACACAGUCACGAAUAAAGAAUGGUACGAAAACAUCUCUUAAGAGCAGCACACGGAACAAAACAUCAAAAUUUGGGGAAACUCCUCCGACCCCGAGGGGGUCAAAUAGACAAACAAAAUCCCACAAAUUCUGACAAACACCAAAAUCAUUUUUGGCCAAUCAGAUUGGAGGAUACUGUGGUAUAAAAGACAUCAACAUAUUGUCUCACUUUUGUCUUGGAAAUACUUACCCACUGAACAAAACAAAAGUUUUGGCUUUUGUAGGUGUCGCAGUGUAUUAACCAUGUAGAGUGUUAUUAUGUGUACUAUAUGUACGCUACACUUGUAUGCUUCAAAAGAUUCUUCAUUCUUCAAAGUCAUUUGAUCCCUACAGACUUCAAGCCUUUCAAGUGAAUCUUAUCACUCUGUCUGGAGUCAAACAUCUUCCUGUAACUUGACCACUGUCCUUAUGACCUCACUGACCUCAGUCUGAUAUGAACGCUUGAUUGCCUUCGGCAAUAACCACAGCACCGAUAUUUUUAUGUUGCCUGUGAAAGUCACAUUGUGUCUGACAUCAUCCGUUGUUAAGUACUGAAAUUACACUAUGCAGCGGCAAAGUGGAAGAUUCAAGGAGGAACAGAAAUAGCCAGAAACCACAGAGUGUCACUAUAAAUUUCACUCCCAAACUCAGAGAUCAUGAAACAGUAACUCAAAGUGCCCUCUGUGUUGCAACACAACACAAUCAAAACAUGCAUCUCCUUCCUUUGCCAUUCUACGCUGGAUGGAUAUACAGUGGAACCUUGGAUUACGAGCAUAAUUCAUUCUGAAAGUGGACUCGUAUUCCAAAACACUAAACCAAAUUGACUUUUCCCAAAUUAUUCGUUCCACACCCAAAAAAUAAAUACAUAAAAAUACUUAACACAAAAUAUAAAGUAAAAAUAAAACAAAUUAAACUGCACUUUAACUUUAAAUCCAUACAGAUACGUUUUCUUUUUCGUUUGUGCGCGCAGGUAUGUGUAUGUGUGUAAAUCUAAAGUAAGCCCCCCUCUCCCCCUUCUCGUCUACACAGUUACCCUUCCUCCACUCUUUUCACACAACGGAAACACUGUUUAAUCUAAAAAAAAAAAAAAAAAGAAAUCUCUCUAAUGACACUUGAUUAAGCGACACACUAACAGAAUCACUGCUUUAAAGUAAAAAUAAAACAAAUUAACCUGAACUUUACCUUUGAAAAGAAUUGCAACAGAGCAGUGUUUCUGUGUAGAGCAGAGAGAAAGUGUGUGUGUGUCUGAGUGUGUCUGUGAAGGCGAAAGUAGGAGGGGUCUGUGUGUGGGUGUGUGAUACUGAUACUCGGUACUCGUAAACCAAGACUUGUUCGUUUUUCAAGUCAAAACUUAUUGAAAAUCUUUGCUCGUCUUGCAGAACACUCCCAAACUCGCAAUCCGGGGUUCCACUGUAGAUUUAUUUAAUUUUUUAUUUAGUUUUUUUUUAUUAAUUCUAUCUGUUUUACCAAAGACUGCAGUAAAGUCCUAAAGCUGGAAUCUGUUUGCAAACUGUGCAGCGCUUCUUUUGGAAGUUUGUCUCAAGGUGAUGUUUUACCUUUGUUUCCGUAAAGAGGGACUUUUGUAUGUUUGUGUUUUUAACGUGUCAUGUUUAAACGAUUAAAUAAGGGCAAUGAACGUCAGUACGUGUAUUAUGCUGCUAUUCAGCCAUAAACCAGAGUAGAUGAAUUAUUAACUACUUAGCGUUGUUUCCUAUACCUCAGGAGAAAUUCUCAGAUGGACGAAUAAACAUGUUUUGGGUUAUUUUUUUUCUCCAGAGGUAUGAGAUAUAUACUAUAGUGCCAGAUGCCAAAUGUAUACUAGUAACCAGUAUGAUGUCACCAUUUUAAAGCAUUCAUACAGUAUAGCCGGAUAGUUUCUACGUUCCCAGCAGGUCUGGGCAAAGUUUCAGUCUGUGUAUGUGUGUGUGAUGUAAAAAUGAUAUGGAUGUGAGCCAGUGCCAGAUGCAGCUUUACAUUUGAGACCCUUUUCUCUUUUUUUUGCUAUAUAUAUAUAUGUGCAGGUAUAUGCAGUG